AUGAGUUUUAUUGGCAAAGUUGUGUUAGUUACUGGCGCUAGCUCGGGAAUAGGAGCUGCAACGGCUGCUGCGUUUAGCUCUGAGGGUGCUCGUGUGGCUUUAGUUGGAAGAAAUGUAGCAAAGCUUUCUGCCGCCGCCAAAAAAUGUGAUAAAUCCUUGGUAAUACGCGCCGACGUCUCUAAAGAUGAAGAUUGUAAAAAGUUGAUUGAUCAAGUGAUUGAAGAGUUUGGACAAUUGGACGUCCUCGUUAACAAUGCUGGCAUUUCAACGUGGGGCAGUAUUUUAACAGGAGAUUUAAUGAAAGCGUAUGAUGAUGUCAUGAACAUUAACGUCCGAGCUGCUAUACAUUUGACAAAGUUGGCCGCGCCGCAUUUGAUUAAAACCCGAGGUAACAUCGUUAAUAUUUCCAGUGUUGGAGGGCAAAUGCCAUCUUCAUUACCACCUUUGAUGACUUAUUGCAUCUCUAAAGCAGCAUUAAAUCAUUUCGGUCAAUGUGCAGCAGUGGAACUGGCACCUCAUGGAGUUAGAGUUAACACUGUUAGUCCAGGGCCUGUUAAGACUGAUAUCAUUGAAAAUUCAGGAUUCCCAGGAACAUGGGAUGAUUUCAAAAAGGGUACAAUUUUAGAUAGAGUGUCAGAUCCUGAGGAAAUAGCGGAUGUCAUAUUGUUUUUAGCUAGUGACAAAGCCAGAGGAAUUACUGGUUCAAAUUACUUAACUGAUAACGGCACUUUGAUAAAACGACGU
Brenthis ino (lesser marbled fritillary) is the source of this 744-nucleotide messenger RNA. The record is from the annotation of a GenBank genome assembly. NCBI's taxonomy places the organism in Eukaryota, Metazoa, Arthropoda, Insecta, Lepidoptera, Nymphalidae.